This is a messenger RNA of Rhineura floridana, 5150 nucleotides long. It is a transcript of the gene EPB41L3, whose product is annotated as erythrocyte membrane protein band 4.1 like 3. Gene Ontology annotation, molecular function: actin binding; structural molecule activity. The transcript has 24 exons. Gene Ontology annotation, biological process: cortical actin cytoskeleton organization. NCBI's taxonomy places the organism in Eukaryota, Metazoa, Chordata, Lepidosauria, Squamata, Rhineuridae. Gene Ontology annotation, cellular component: plasma membrane; cytoskeleton. The record is from RefSeq and is a predicted model, not a curated record. The coding region runs from base 12 to 4151 and encodes 1379 amino acids.
AACAAUCAACCAUGACUACAGAAUCUGGAUCAGACUCUGAAUCUAAGGAUCAGGAUCAAGAGCAGAAAGAAGCUUCUGGUCAACAAGGAACAGGUGGGGCAGGGUCCCAAGAACAGCAGCAACAGCAACAGCUAAGUGAAGAACACCAGAAUGCAUUAGAGCAAUUUUCUAGCGUUGCAUCCCACAGCACUCCUGUGAAAAAGGAACAGGCCACUGACAAAGAACGUGAAUUUGCUGCUGCAGCGGCAAAACAACUGGAAUACCAGCAAUUUGAAGACGACAAGCUCUCUCAGAAAUCAUCCUCAAGCAAACUCUCCAGAUCUCCUCUAAAGAUUGUCAAAAAACUGAAAAACAUGCAGUGCAAAGUAAUCCUUCUAGAUGGCUCGGAAUAUGGCUGUGAAGUGGAGAAACGUUCAAAAGGCCACGUGCUGUUCGACAUAGUAUGUGAACAUCUAAAUCUGUUGGAAAAAGAUUAUUUUGGGUUAACAUACAAAGAUAUGGAAAGCCAAAAGAAUUGGUUGGACCCAGCCAAGGAAAUAAAAAAGCAGAUCCGAAGUGGUGCUUGGCAUUUCUCUUUUAAUGUGAAAUUCUAUCCUCCUGAUCCUGCCCAGCUUUCUGAAGAUAUUACCAGAUACUACCUCUGUCUACAGCUGCGAGAUGACAUAGUUUCUGGAAGACUGCCAUGCUCUUUUGUUACACUUGCACUAUUGGGCUCUUACACAGUUCAGUCAGAGCUUGGAGAUUAUGAUCCUGAUGAAUAUGGAAGUGAUUAUGUCAGUGAAUUUCGCUUUGCACCAAACCAUACUAAAGAACUGGAAGACAAAGUAAUAGAGCUUCAUAAAAGCCACAGGGGAAUGACACCUGCAGAGGCUGAGAUGCAUUUUUUGGAGAAUGCCAAAAAAUUGUCUAUGUAUGGAGUAGAUCUCCACCACGCCAAGGAUUCUGAAGGAGUUGAAAUCAUGUUAGGGGUUUGUGCAAGUGGUCUCUUGAUAUAUCGGGACAGACUCAGAAUAAACAGGUUUGCUUGGCCCAAGGUUCUCAAAAUUUCAUACAAGAGGAAUAACUUCUACAUCAAAAUUCGACCAGGGGAAUUUGAGCAAUUUGAAAGCACAAUUGGGUUUAAAUUACCAAAUCAUCGUGCUGCAAAGCGUUUAUGGAAAGUAUGUGUUGAACAUCAUACAUUUUUCAGGCUCUUGCUACCAGAGGCUCCUCCCAAAAAAUUCCUUACACUGGGUUCCAAGUUUCGCUACAGUGGAAGGACACAAGCCCAGACAAGGAGAGCAAGUGCACUGAUAGACCGACCUGCACCUUACUUUGAGCGUUCAUCAAGCAAACGCUAUACUAUGUCUCGCAGCCUAGAUGGGGCAUCAGUGAAUGAAAACCAUGAAAUGUACUUGAAGGAUUCUAUGUCUGCUGCAGAGGUUGGUACUGGCCAGUAUACCACGACAAAAGGCGUCUCUCAAACGAACUUGAUAACCACUGUGACUCCGGAGAAAAAGGCAGAAGAAGAGAAGGAUGAGGAGCAGAAUAAAAAAAAGAAAGCAGAGGAAGUUACUCCAGUCUCAACAAUACAGCAUGAUACAAAGACACCUUUGCUUGGCACGGACUCAUUACACCCCUCGCCAUCAUCACAAUCUGGUCCCUUUGCAUCUUCAACAAAGCCCCGUAGAAGAUGUAAGGAGAGUGCUAGAAAAUCAUUAGAUUACGAAUCAUAUAAAAACACAGUUCAAAAGCACACCGAGUCUGAGUUGGACUUUGAAAGAAAAGGAAGAGUUUGCUCAGCUGAACAAGAUAUGGCAUUUAGCUAUAAGCAAAAGGCUGGUAAAGGUGGAACAUUGUUUUCCUUCUCCUUGCAACUUCCAGAAUCAUUCCCCUCUCUCCUGGAUGAUGAUGGCUACUUAUCCUUUCCUAAUCUCUCUGAAACCAACUUUCUACCAGAAAGUGUGCAGCAUUUCCUUCCCAUUCGUUCACCCUCCCUUGUGCCUUGUUUCCUUUUCAUCUUUUUCUUUCUGCUUUCUGCCUCUUUCUCAGUGCCAUAUGCUCUCACUCUCUCCUUUCCUCUGGCUAUGUGCCUCUGCUACCUGGAGCCCAAGGCGGCCUCCUUGAGUGCUUCACUUGACAAUGACCUGAGUGACAGUUCAGAGGAAGAGACUGACAGCGAAAGGACAGAUACUGCAGCUGAUGGUGAAACUACUGCCACAGAGUCAGAUCAAGAAGAUGAUGGUGACCUUAAAGCACAGGAACUAGAUAAAAACCAAGAAGACCUGAUGAAACACCAGACCAAUAUAAGUGAGCUGAAACGGACGUUCUUGGAAACCUCCACAGAUACCUCAGGGACCAAUGAAUGGGAGAAGAGGCUUUCUACAUCACCAGUCCGGCUUGCUGCAAGACAUGAAGAAGCUCCUAUGAUUGAACCACUUGUGCCUGAAGAGACCAAAGAAGAAAGAGAAAAAUUGGAAAAACAUAUGUUUUUGCAGAAGGAAAGCACUACAUACCUUGAUUCUCAGGGCACUGAGGAUUGGGUUAUUGUAGACAAAGUACCCACUGAGGUAGUUGGUGGUGAAUCGAAAACCAUUGUGACAUACAAAGUAAUGACUGUGAGCAGUAAAACUGGUGACAUCCCUGCUGAGCUUUUAAAAUCCACUGACAUACACAGCUUUGAGGACUUGGAAGGUGAAUUGCAGUCAGAAGAUGACAAUAAGCAGAAAAUGUACACCUUAGGAAAAUCCUACGAUACUGUUUCUGGAAAAAUUGUAACCUUGACCACUAAAGUAAAAGAGGGUGAAAAAAUUGUGCCAUCAUCACUUGAAGCAUUUCAAAACAUGGAAAGGGCAGUGCCAGAAUCUGUGAAAAUCAUUCCAGUAGUAGCAGAACAUGAAAUUCUAGAACCAAUUACUGAUGAGAGAGCCAGAAAAGUAUCUGAUGCAAAAAGAGGGGUAUCUGAAUCUUUGACACCCAUUAAAGAGGCAGACUCCGGGCUGCAGAGUCCUGAAGAUGAAAAUUUGAAGAAGACCUUAAAGAUGGAACAGGAUUUGCAGUUGCGUGAUACACUGGGGAGCGUGCAGAUUGCCAGAGCUGAGAAACUUCGUGACAGUGAAAGACUAAAAGGAGAGGCAUUUGGUCGGAAAGAUAAGAGUAUAUCUGAGUGGAAAUAUUCCAGAGAACCACCCUUGACCAUUGCUACUGCUCACUAUGUUACUGAAUCAUCAGCAUCAAGAGUAGUGACAAAACAACUCUCCAGUGAAAAAACUGUGGAUGGUUCAGAUAUCUUCACUUUAAUAGAAUCUGCAAGAAAACCAACUGAGUUUAUAGGAGGGGUUUCAUCUGCUACACAUAGCUGGGUGCAGAGAACAGAAGCUAAAACGGAUCAGGAGAUAGAUUCUAGUGAAAAGAAGCAAGAGGAGGAGCAGCAACAGGAAGCUGUGAAGGUUGUGAAGGAAACUCUAAUGGUCGAGCAGAGACAUGUGAUGAGUAUGCAUGCAAGUGGGAAUGCUGCUCAAUUGGCUGGCAUUCAGCUGGAUGCUACAGCACAGGGAGUAUCUCAUGUGGCUUCUAGCAUCAAAGGGAAGGAGGGCUCUGCUGUGACUGAGGGGGCUAAAGAGGAAAAGAUGCAGGAGGCUGAAAAAGCUUUAGCCAAACAGGAAGAAACUGCUACUGUUUCUCACAAUCAGGAGGAGAGUGCAGCAGCCUAUGUUUUGGAUGCACUGGAAAGAAAACCUCUUUUUGAGUCACCAAUUGUGAAAACUGAAACCGUCAGUUUUGGCAGUGUAUCUUCAGGUGGGGAGAAGCUGGAAAUUUCUAUGAAGGAAGUGCCCGUCGUUCAUACUGAAACCAAAACCAUUACGUAUGAGUCAUCAGAGGUGGAUCCCAGUGCUGACUCUGAACCAGGAGUUCUGAUGAGUGCACAAACCAUCACAUCUGAAACUACCAGUACUACAACUACUACACAUAUCACUAAAACAGUAAAAGGAGGCAUAUCAGAAACAAGAAUUGAAAAGCGAAUAGUCAUCACAGGAGAUGCAGACAUUGACCAUGAUCAGGCGCUGGCUCAGGCAAUUAAAGAGGCCAAAGAGCAGCACCCUGACAUGUCAGUGACCAAAGUAGUGGUACAUAAAGAGACAGAAAUCACACCUGAAGAUGGUGAGGAUUGACCACAGGAAUAAAGUAGCUUUCUUACGAGUCCAAUCAUAUACGUGGGAAUACCAGAGCCUACAGUCAUGGUUCUAACCCAGCAGGCUUGCAUCUCUCCAGAGAAACUUUCAGUAUGGAAGAAUCAAUCUUGAUUGCUACUUAAGGACACUGACAGAAAUACCGUCCCAUUUGCAGCAAUCUGAAUCAGCAUUAGCAACCCAGUAUUUGCAUGAAGCAAUGAACAAAUUACAAAAAACCUCCACAGCAUUUUAGUUAUCCCAAACUAAGUUUCCAUCUAUACCUGCACGUUCAUCAACAGUAUAAAACAGUGAUCUCAUGCUACACGUUGAAACAAUUCAUGCCUUCACAGUUAUUGAAAGUCUAAACAAACCAGUUUCUUAGGUGGCAAAAUUUUUGUUUAGGGUAAAUGAAGAUUACCCUGUAAUGCUAGACGCUGUGUAUAAUGUUUCAUCAUAUUAGAUGUGCCAUAACACACACUAUUCAGUAAACAACUUGAAUCAUAUAAUUGUUUUCAUCUGAUUUUAUUACUCUUGUCCAAUAAACAAUGGCAAAUUUCUAAUCUUAUUUAAAUGCUUACAAAAUGUGGUUUAUCUGGUUUGAGACCCUUAAUAGAUAGUAAUGAUUUUAGCAUUGUUCAAAGUUUAAAGUUAGAAAUCCUCUAGUCACCCUUCACAGACUCUCAUUCUAUAAAUUACGUUGUGGUUAUUUUAAAGAAAAUGUGUGUUUUUCUUACCAUUUCAGAAAUAUUAGUCUGAAAUUUUGACAAUUUUUGUAUUUCCCUUCUGUUCUCAGAGCAAAAUGUUUAUUUUCAGAGUCUGGUCAGCAUUUCCUGUCUAAGUCAGAGUUGAGCCUUAAAACUGUACAGAAUACCUUCUAAGCAUUCUUUGGUAUUGGUUAUCACAUCCAGUUGAGGGAUACGUCUUCAUUGCACUGUCAGUCACAUCAUAACACAUGGUGAAUGUAUGUUUCUGCAUAGUGAAAUAAAAGUGGUAAACGCA